Molecule: messenger RNA, 1669 nt
Organism: Bursaphelenchus okinawaensis
Lineage: Eukaryota; Metazoa; Nematoda; Chromadorea; Rhabditida; Aphelenchoididae
Source: the annotation of a GenBank genome assembly
AUGUCAAGCAAAUCUAAUUCAAAGAGAUCCAAACACUCGGCAGCAUCGUCUAGUACCACCAGGAGAAGCUCCGCACGGCAUCUCAGUAGCUCCAGCCAAAGGCUAAGUCGUCACAGAAGAAGUAACCGAGUCAAGUCUCAUUUGGAUAGUACGCCUAACGCCACUACAGUAAGGUUUUUAGUGAAUAUUUGAAUUUUGAAGUUCUCCCGUAACGCAUACAACGGCCAGUUUUUGUAAAUUCUUGCUGUUUUUUAAAAAGUACUUAAAAAUCUAUUUAUUUUAGAACCAGUCUCCAUGGCCGCGCCUUCAGACAAAUCAAAAUAAUGGUCCUCUUCACGUGUACAAAACCUCAACCUACGAAGAUUUGGCUGUUCAGUGCGAAACGAUCAUAGACAACGCUCAUGAAAAGAUAGAACGACUGUUUCUUAUCACUUAUCUACAAAACUUUUCGGUCGAUAAUGAUGAACAAAUCUGCCUCAAUUACACCGACUUUUCCAACUGUUUCAGCAGAGAGAUGACUCCGUAAGUUUUUAUGUUGUACAAGGUAGUACAGUUUAAAGUUAUGACAAGCUUUAAAAGAUACGACUGUUCAGGAUAAUCGUAUGUAUGGCUUUAUAAUUGUCAUUUAGACCCAUUUCUCCAAAAACGUACCAACCCCAGCAAACUCGGACGCCUUUCUCAACACCUACCUCAUCAAUCAAAGAAGGCCCUCACACUCCAACAUCCGAUUUUGAAACGUCGAAAAACGAUGGCAAAAUCACUCAACCUCCAAAUACCCCAAAUUUAGACUUAUUUUUUGCUGCACCGUGCAAUGAAUGCAAAGCCAGUCCGGUGAACCGAGAAGAUACGGCGAAGGCGGCGGCAUUGUGCCUGUUGAAAGGAAUGGGACUGUUUGGACAAAAAAUGCGGCAUCGUAGCCCAGCUCAAAGUUUGAGGCUUAAAAGUACACUUAAUGUAAUAAUUUAGGGCUUUUAGAAAAAAGUUUUUAAAGCAUAAAAAAAAAUUUUGGGCUUAAACGAAAUUUUUAAAUUUAAAGUGAAAUCCUAUAUCAAUUUCACAGUCAAAAAAUAAGUAUAAAAUACAAAAAUUUUUAGGAAAACAUGCUCGAAGAAGACCAUACUGCCGAAGAAAUAGUACCAGUAAAAAAAGAAAGUUUAGUCACAUUUCCGAAAGCCUACAGAGUCAAACAACGUAAAUCAGCGACAAAAAGUGACACAUCAGAGGAAACUUCGAAUACGACGGAAGGAUCAAAAUCGAAGGUGAAGUCUAACGGUAAGGACAUUUACAGGAAUCGAAAAUGUGAAAAAAAAAUUGUACUGUAUUAAAAUUUUUCUUUGAUUUUUCAGUUUAGUAAGGAUUUUUUAAUUAAAAAUGUUUUAGCUGCCCUGUCCGUUACGGAAUUAGAAAAUGGAAUGGAAAUUACAUUGAAGUUGACUUUAAACGUUGGAGAAUACAGUAAGCCUUUUAGCCCGUUUGUAUAGUAAUUUUUUCAUAGUUAAAAAGUUUAUGAUAUAAUCAUUAAAAAAUGUUUCAACAUUUUUUAGCGACUAAACCAGCCAACGUAGUGUUCAAAUGUAGCGGUUCGGAUAACCGACCGGUAGAUGUCACCCUCAAUGGGGUAAGUGGAUGGAACGAUAAACAAGGACCAAUUGCGACCAAAAAAAUUUGA